This is a messenger RNA of Xenopus tropicalis (tropical clawed frog), 2815 nucleotides long. It is a transcript of the gene srp68, whose product is annotated as signal recognition particle 68kDa. Gene Ontology annotation, cellular component: nucleolus; cytoplasm; endoplasmic reticulum. Gene Ontology annotation, molecular function: 7S RNA binding; RNA binding; signal recognition particle binding. Bases 17 to 1915 code for a protein of 632 amino acids. The transcript has 16 exons. The record is from RefSeq and is a predicted model, not a curated record. Gene Ontology annotation, biological process: SRP-dependent cotranslational protein targeting to membrane. Lineage: Eukaryota; Metazoa; Chordata; Amphibia; Anura; Pipidae.
CCUCCGAGUUCCCGGCAUGCCUUGCUUCUGUAUCCCGGCAUGCAACAGCUUCUUCCUCACAGUCACUUCCGAGUUGUCUCUGUGGUGUCCCAGAACACCUUGCGGCGGAAAAAUGGCCGCGGAGCGACAGCCGGGAGCCGGAAUGGAAGAGAAUAAGGAGAACGAGAAGCCGGGCUCCGGGGGGAAGCAGGGAGCGCUGGGGGACAGUCUGGGGCUGGAGAUCUUGCAGAUCAUCAAGGAAUCUCAGCAGCAGCAUGGAAUGCGCCACGGAGACUUCCAGAGAUAUCGAGGAUACUGCUCUCGCCGGCUCAGGCGCCUUCGGAAAACCCUUAACUUUAAAAUGGGAAACAGACAUAAAUUCACAGGGAAGAAAGUGACGGCGGAGAUGCUGACAGAUAACCGUUACCUGCUUAUCAUUUUAAUGGAUGCUGAAAGAGCCUGGAGUUACGCCAUGCAGCUGAAAAAUGAGGCUAACACCGAACCUCGCAAACGCUUCCACUUGUUCUCCCGCCUGCGCAAAGCUGUCAAACACGGAGAGGAGCUGGAACGCCUGUGUGAAAGUGACCGCGUGGAUGCAAAGACCAAGUUAGAAGCUCAGGCCUAUACGGCUUAUCUCAGUGGGAUGUUGCACUUUGAGCAGCAGCAUUGGGAAGAUGCCAUGAAAGCUUUCAAUAAGUGCAAGACCAUUUACGAGAAGCUCGCGAGCGCUUUUACUGAGGAACAGGCCGUGUUGUACAACCAGAGAGUGGAUGAAAUCUCCCCCAAUAUUCGUUACUGCGCCUAUAACAUCGGGGAUAAAACUGCUAUGGAUGAGUUAAUGCAAAUGCGACUUCGCACUGGUGGAACUGAGGGGCUGUUGGCUGAGAAGCUGGAGGCUCUAAUAACCCAGACAAGAGCCAAACAGGCGGCUACAAUGAGCGAGGUGGAGUGGCGAGGGCGCGCGGUGCCUGUUAAAAUCGACAAAGUGCGAAUCUUCCUACUGGGGCUGGCAGAUAAUGAAGCUGCUAUUGCACAGGCUGAAGAUGAGGAGACUAAGGAGCGACUGUUUGAGACUGUGCUGAGCGAGUGCAGGGACGCCAUACAGUGUGUGAGGGAGGAGCUGAAAACAGAACAGAGACAGAGAGAUGCUGACACAGAAUUUGGCAAAGUUUCCAACUUACAGUAUUUGCACAGCUACCUGUCUUACAUCAAGCUCUCCACAGCCAUCCGCCGUAAUGAGAGCAUGGCCAGCGGUUUGCAGAAAGCCCUACUCCAACAGCCGCAGGCCGAGGAGGAUGGCAAGAGAGGCCCGCGCCCUCAGGAUCUGAUCCGACUCUAUGAUAUUAUCCUUCAGAAUUUAGCAGAACUGAAUCCGCUUCCUGGCUUGGAGGAUGAUCGUAAUUUCCAAAGAGAGAUCACCUUGAAGACCCUUGUGUACAAAGCCUACAGGUGCUUCUUCAUUGCUCAGUCCUAUGUGCUGGUAAAGAAGUGGAGCGAGGCGCUGGUUCUGUAUGACCGAGUGCUGAAAUAUGCUAAAGAAGUGCAGGCUCAGACUGGUGCGGCCAAGAACACACUAAAGGAAUUGCCAGAUGUCAAAGAGCUGAUAUUGCAAGUUAAUGCUGAGAAGUACUCCCUGCACGCAGCCGCCAUCCUGGAUUCCAGUGAUAAGCCAGAGGAGGUCUCCCCAUCUCAAGUAAAGAACAACAAGCCUCUGUCAGAUCGCUUGGAUGUCUUCUCCCUCGACCCAUCCGUAGUGGGCAAGCACGCCAGCCUGGUCCAGUUCCCGCCCAACUUCCAUCCGAUUCCAUGCAAGCCUCUUUUCUUCGACCUGGCUCUGAAUCACGUGACUUUUCCCUCCCUGGAAGACAAGCUGGAGCAGAAAGCCAAGAGCGGCCUGACCGGAUACUUUAAGGGUUUUUUCGGAUUCCGCAGUUAAUGGAAAGGAAAGGCCGCCAAUAGGAGAACAUCAUUUGUUUCUACUACUUGGAUCCACAGCAGAAUGCUGGUCCAGAGCUUCACUUAUAAAUUCCAUUUUAUUUAUAACAUUAUCGGUUACAGUGGCAGAGAGAUCCCUGGAUUUAUUGAACUCUGCCGCAAAUACACGCGCACCUGGCACUGCCAGUAAUGCUGCAUUUUAUUUAAUUCCCUCAAGAUGGAGGUUGGCAUUAAAGUGGUACUGACACACGUAGCUAUUACGGUUUUAAAAAAAGUUCUAAAGCUCUAAAGUUCUAAAGGUAAAAGUGAAAAUUAACUUGUUAACUUGACAGGAGCAGUGGCUGCCCAGGGGCCAAGCUUAGGAGGGGCUUUUUGCCCUGGUAACUUCAGGCGUGUUUCUCGGCAGCAGCACCCCGGGACAGGAGAACAGACUGUGGAUUAUAUUAUAGGCCCUCCCAGUCUGAUUUAGCCCAACCCCCUUGUGGUGGCUAGUUUGGUUACAGAUAGUCUUAUUUGGCAACUUUAUUUAUAUCUUGCAUUUUAUGUCCAACUUUACUUUGGCACAGGGAGAUUUUUAUUUUCAACUUGCCCACCCAUUAUUGACCCCCACUGACCCUUGGGAACUUAUCUGAAAUGGCUCUGCCUGUUGCACAAUUUCAAUAUCCAUUGACACAAGAGAUCGAGGCUGUUCUCUUUGUGCCAGUCGCAGGGAUAGCGCCACCCAGCAGAGGAGAUGCCGACCGCACCAGCUUGUGUCAGUAUCAAUUUAAAGGCACCUUAUAAUUAGUGUUCUGUUACUUAGUGUCGCUGGUCACUAUGCUGUGGAUUAAGUUUUGUGGGGAUUUUUGAUUUGCUUCAAAAUGGGGGUCAAUAAACUGCUUCCAUGUGAAUAAAAAAAAAA